Messenger RNA from Ruditapes philippinarum (Manila clam), 2148 nucleotides. Its product is annotated as all-trans-retinol 13,14-reductase-like. The transcript has 12 exons. The record is from RefSeq and is a predicted model, not a curated record. Lineage: Eukaryota; Metazoa; Mollusca; Bivalvia; Venerida; Veneridae. Bases 98 to 1999 code for a protein of 633 amino acids.
GAAGACUGUGUAGAUAAAUGGUAGUGAACCAGACUGAUCAAAGGUCGCAUGCAGACAGCUACUUUUGCUUUUAGUUUAGAGGAAAUUAUCUAACAAAAUGGGAGCAUUAUCAAGCAUAUCAAACUAUUUUUUUUCAAAUCCGUGGAUAAUUAUUGUCCUUUUUCUUUUGUAUUGCUUCAUUUAUGCAAUGUCAGUUUUAUUUUCGGGCCCAAAACCAGGGAGAAAUCCAUUCUCGGUUGCCCAUGUCAGACCACCAAAACCACUGGUCACAGAUCAUAAAUUGAGGAAAAAGGUACUGAAACAAAGAUUCAAGUCUCAAACCAUUCCAGAGAAUAUAGACACUAUUGUGAUAGGAAGUGGUAUAGGAGGGUUGUCUACAGCCGUGCUUCUAGGGCGUGCCGGCUACAAGGUUCUAGUGUUAGAGCAACAUGAUCGUGCAGGGGGCUGUUGUCACACAUUUAAAGAUAAAGGAUUUGAGUUUGACACAGGUAUCCAUUAUGUGGGAAAGAUGAUGGAAGGUGAUAAGACACGUGUAUUGAUAGAUCAGAUUACAGAAGGACAAGUUGUUUGGGAACCCAUGGACCAGGAAUUUGAUGCGGUUGCCAUUGGUAACCCAGAGAAGGCUAAGUGGUAUACAAUGGCAUCUGGUUCAAAGGAAAUAUUUGCUUCACAUCUGGAGAAACAGUUCCCUACAGAAAAAGAGGCAAUAUCUAAAUUCAUGCAACUAUUAAAGGAUUCAGAUGCUGCCUAUCUAGGUGUGAUGAUUCCCAAGAUGAUCCCCCGUUGGCUUGCCCAGAUAGUUAUAAAGACAGGGAUAUAUGACCUGGUGAUGAGGAAAUAUUUGACAUUAUGUCGGAAAUCAGUAAAAGAUGUCCUGGACGAGCUUACAGAUAAUUCAGAGUUCAAGGCCGUGUUAGCUUACAUAUUUGGUGAUCUUGGUGUUGUGCCAAGCGGAUUAAGUAUGGUGAACUAUGCAUCUCUGAUCAACCACUAUAUACCGGGAGCUUUCUAUCCAUAUGGUGGACCGGGCGAGAUUGCCUUUCAGAUUAUACCCAUUAUUGAGAGAUACGGUGGACGUGUAAUUACCGAUGCCCCUGUCACAGAUAUUCUCAUUAAUGAUAAAGGCCGUGCUCAUGGUGUGCGUGUUUCCAAGAACGGCAACAGUGUUGACUUGUUUGCUAAAAAGAUCAUAUCAGAUGCUGGUGUAAUAAACACAUUCAAACAUUUACUACCAAAAGAAGUAGCGGUCAAAGCUCCAUUAUACAAAUAUAUCCAGGAAGUUGGACCUAGCAUAUCAUAUGUUUCUGUGUUUAUUGGAAUGAAUGGAUCUUCUCAAGAGCUUGGAUUGAAGAAAAGUAACACAUGGGCAUUUUUAAAUAUAGACUAUGAGAAAGAUAUGGAAGAAUUCAAGUCAAAGAGUCUGGAGGAGGCAGUAGAAAUGGAAUGUCCUCUUAUGUUUAUAUCCUCGUCCUCGGCUAAAGAUUCCUCAUUCGAGGAGAGAUAUCCAGGAAAGUCAGUCAUGUUAAUAAUCACACUGAUGCCGUGGGAGUGGACACAGAAGUGGGAGGAAUGUCGAGUGAAACAUCGUGGCGACGAAUAUGAAAAUCUCAAGAUGAAAUUUGGACAACAGUUGUGGAGACAGGUGGAACAACUUUACCCAAGUGUUGAAGGAAAGUUAGACUAUAUAGAUGUGGGUACACCUGUAUCAAACAAGCACUACCUGGGACAACCUGAGGGAGAAAUGUACGGUUUAGAACACAACAUCAGGAGGUAUGAACCAGAUAUAUCCAUGCACCUGAGGGCUCACUCAGGUAUUCCUGGCCUCUACCUAACUGGUCAGGAUUUGAUAUCAGCUGGGUUCAGUGGCGCCCUGCAUGCUGGUCUAGUGACAGCAUCGGCAAUACUUCAUAGGAACCUUCUCAAUGACAUUGGCGAGGUUACCAAGGAGACGAGAAAACUAAUGAAAGCUAAGGUUGACAACGGAAAGAAAUCAAAUUAAAUCAGGACAUCAGAAUGAUAUGACUUGUAUAAUUAGCAUGUGUUAUAAACAUUACUGUGUAGAUGUUGAACUGUGUAGAUCGAGGAUAUCAAUUCUGUUCAGGAAGUUCUUAUGACUGUUGAUUAAAUACGCAAAUUGUUCAUCUGUCA